This is a messenger RNA of Schistocerca gregaria, 1323 nucleotides long. It is a transcript of the gene Archease, whose product is annotated as protein archease-like. Gene Ontology annotation, cellular component: tRNA-splicing ligase complex. Bases 662 to 1111 code for a protein of 149 amino acids. The record is from RefSeq and is a predicted model, not a curated record. NCBI's taxonomy places the organism in Eukaryota, Metazoa, Arthropoda, Insecta, Orthoptera, Acrididae. Gene Ontology annotation, biological process: tRNA splicing, via endonucleolytic cleavage and ligation. The transcript has 4 exons.
ACGGUACGUAUCCAAAAGGAGGUGGAGGUAUGCACUUGUAAGGAAUUCAUGCCUGUGGAAACCUGGUUUAAGAAAGUUAAAGCGCCUUUCAGCUUUCGUAACAUGCACAUGACAGUGUGCAAGCAGGCUACUUCCACAUGUUGCUCGUCAUACCCAACAGGUUGUGAAGUUAACGUGCGUGCAAGUAAUACAUGCCUAUGGGCGCUAAACUUUUCUCUAAGAAUGUGAUUAGUAUCUUUGCGUUGAUAAGGUUAAAUGUAUCUAUUAUCUGUGUAUUUUGAAGUGUCGCUGUCAAUGUUGCAUGGUUAUAUGUAACACAAUACAAAAGCCAUGGAGGAAUUUACGGAGGAGGAUUUAAAGCUGCCGCCUGUGAAAUAUGAAUGUGAGUGAAGACCAUUGUGUCCGAAAAUGAUCAGUCGUCUGUGGCUGGUGUGUAACAGCAUUUCUAUUUAUACUGACAAUGCAGAUGCAGUGUGGAUUUGGCUGCUUGUUAUUGUUUCAAUUUUGAAGUGUUACUAAUAGGAGGUAAAUAUAAACAUGUUAUGACAUGUUUUGCGCUGGGAAGAGUGUCAUGCACAAGCAUCUUUAUCGUAAACCACAUAUGUAUUUGUAUGUCGUCUGUGAUGGCAGCCCUUGAAAAUCGCCGUAGAGGCAUGCCUUGAUGCAGGAGGCACUUGCCUUCAGAAUACGUGUUGUGUUGCAUUUGGAUCACACUGCAGAUGUACAAUUGCAUGCCUGGGGGGACAACUUGGAAGAAGCAUUUGAACAGUGUGCAAUGGCAAUGUUUGCUUACAUGACAGAAAUUGAAUAUGUGGAAAUGAAGGAAGCACAAGAAAUUGAAGCAACUGGUCAUGAUAUGCUGUCUCUGCUGUUCCACUUUUUGGAUGAAUUUCUUUUUCUAUUUUGUGCUGAACCAUUCUUUAUUGCAAGGAAAGUAAAAAUCCUUGAAUUUGAUCGAGCAAAUUUUCACAUUAAAGCUCGAGGAUAUGGUGAAGAAUUCCAACUAGGGAAGCAUCCACAGGGCACAGAAGUGAAAGCAAUAACCUAUUCAAACAUGCAGGUUCAUGAUAAUGAAGGACAGCAUGAAGUGUUUGUAAUUAUUGAUAUUUAAAAAAAAACUGCAUCAAAGUGUACAAAACUUAGACUUAAGCACAUAGCUCAUUUUAUGAGCCAUUCUUAUGUACAGAACAGUGAUGUUACAGUGGUUUGUGUCACCUGCUCUUGUUUUGUACCAUACUAUUUCAAUAUUAUCAUUUCUUCAUACAUGUGUCAAUUACACUUGCUUGUAGACAUGCCCUGCGAAUAAAAGCCUUUAUGUAAAUA